CCUCCUGUCGGGGGCAUGGGCUGCUUCGCCUUUGCCUCGGUGCCCUGCGCUGCCCGCCGCACUUCCGCCUUUAUUGGUUUGUCUUUUCUGACAGCACGGCUUAGCGUGCAAGCCAAGGCAGCCGGGAGAAGAAGGAUUAAAACAAACCUCUGGCCCGGGGGUUUCCAGCCCCGGGAAGUCCCGGCCGGAGCUGGUGCGGGCGGCCCCCUGCGCUCCGAGGGUGCCACGCUCCGCUUUAGGCGGUGCGCAGCCCGGGUGCCGGAGCAUCCCGCGGGCGCUCCCGGUAGCGGCGACACCGCCCCGCGCGGAGCGGCGGCACUUUCACUUUCGGCAGGGACACGUGAUUUCCAGGAAAACGGGAGGGGUGGAUAAAGGAGCGGUAAGCGGCGGCCAGAGCCCCCGGCCCGCCCCGGGUCGCCGUCUCCGGGUGGCCCCGGUCCCCCGGUGACGGUCCCGCGCCCACAGGAAGCGCAGAGGCUGCGGUUCGGACAGUGGCUGCUGAACGCCAUCAGCAGCGGGAACUACCGGGGGCUGCGCUGGAUCGACUCUGCCCGCACCAUCUUCCGCGUGCCCUGGAAACACAACGCCAGGAAAGACAUCACCAGCAGUGACCUGGAGGUCUUCAAGGCCUGGGCAAAGGUCAGUGGGCGCUAUGAGGAAGGCUCUGAGGACCCGGCCAAGUGGAAGACCAACUUCCGUUGUGCCCUGAGCAGCACGCACAUGUUCAAGCUGGAACAGGACCAUUCCAAGCGUGGUGAUGACCCCCACAAGGUCUUCUCCAUUGUCUCAGGUGAGCCUCGCCCCAUGGAGGGGCUGUGUUGGGUGGGGUGGGCAAUCUCAAGACUUCCCAUUCCUGGUGCUCUCCUUUCAGCCACCCUCCAGCACGGCACGCAGGGAGAUUCCAGCAUCCCAAACCCUGCGGUGGACCAGCAGGCAGCACAAGAGCAGCUGCAGCUGGAGCUCCACCCCCAAGACAUAGCCUCAGCAAUCGCUGUGCCAGAAAGCACUGACCCCACACAGCUCAAGACUCUGGAGGACCUGCUGCAGCACUGUGAUAUCUCUCCCCGUGACCUUGGCCCGCUCACCGCACCCUGGGUGCCCACAGGUGGCUUCCCUGCGGGGGACACUCCCCACCAGGACAUUGUGCUCCAGCCUCACCAGGACAUUGUGCUCCAGCCUCACCAGGACACCCUGCUCCAGCCUUACACAAACACCAGCCGAAACAGUUGCUUCCCUCCCACGACAUUUCCACAAUGGGUGCCCACGGUGGAGCAGCCCACCUUGGACACCUACCAAGCAACGGGCCUCAUGCCACCAGAAGAGACAGGGGCCGUGCCAGCGCCAUGCCACCUGAUGGAGAGCGCGGUCCCCAUGCAGUACGCGGCGGAGGCGACGUUGUUUGUGCCUGCCGCCAGUCCUGUGCCACAGCCACGGCUGCUGCUGGAUAACACAGAUGGCAUCGUCUCCAUCCUGGAUGUCACCAUCUACUACCGGGGGAAGGAGUUCCACCGGGAGGUGGUUGGGGGCAGCCGCUGCCUGCUGACAUACCAGCCCCCCAGUCUGCCGGAGAGCCCGUGCCCCUGGCACGUGGUGCACUUCCCCAGCCCCGCCAGCGUGGCCGACGGCAAGCAGCGGCGCAUCACCGAGGAGCUGCUGGGUGUCGCGGGGCUGCAGCUGGAGCAACGCGCCUACAAGGUCUUUGCUACCCGCCGGGAGAAGUGCAAGGUGUUCUGGGCCUUGUCCCAGCAGCUCGAGGGGGUUGAGGAGCCUCCACCCAACCUGCUCUACCGGGACCAGGAAACGCCCAUCUUUGACUUCAAUGAGUUUUGCACAGAGCUGAGGGACUUCCGCAAUGGCCAAAGGCGGCGAUCCCCUGACUUCACCAUCUACCUCUGCUUUGGGCAGGCCUUCUCCAAGACCAAGCCUAAGGAGUCCAAGCUCAUCCUGGUCAAGCUGGUGCCCAAGUUCUGCGAGUAUUACUACGACCAGGUGCUGCAGGAGGGAGCCUCCUCCUUGGACAGCCACACCAUCAGCCUGCAGCUCUCCAACUCCUUUGACCUCAUGGAGCUCAUUGAGCAGUACAACAUGCAGCUGGGCUGACCCCACCUCCCCCAUCCCCAUGGCCCUGGCACAGGCAGCAGGACCCCUGGGCAUCCCAGGCUCUGCAAACCAGCACCCCCCAACCCAAGGACAGCUUCACUGACCAGUCCUGGAGCUCACACAUUGCUUUUCCCCUCUGUCAGCUUCUAGUGUGUUUUUUUGUGGAGAGUGGUAAUUUACAGAUUUAUUUUUUUUAAUUUUUCCAAGUUAAAAUAUAUAUGUAUAGAAAUGUAGUUCUCUUGCUGCUGUUGCCUGGAUAUCUGCCUCUGCUAUCAGUCUGAAAUCUUCACCACCCCCUUCUACCCCCAAAACCACAGGGGUCCAUGCCCAGCCUUGUCUCAGCAAAGUCCCUGCUUGCAGGGGUGGGCUGGUAUCAGAGAGCUUUAUCAGCGUCUUCUUCCUCGUAAAUUUGAGUAGAUGAGGUGAAUUCCCAGCGUGAAGGGAUGCAUUUAUCAAUGUAUUUAUUUCCAUGCAUUAAGGCUGCAAACAUGAUUUGCCAGCAGAGUGUGUUGAGGACAGCUUGGCUUGGGCUAAACAAAAGUAAUUCGCUGAGCACUGGCCCAGAGUCACUUUCUGGAGAUGUUCUGGAAAAAUAAGGCAGCAACUACAAAACGAAACACCCAGAGUGCCAGCUCAGAGCUGCAGAGAGGGUGGUAUCUCAGGGAGGAGUGUGGAAACCAGAGGGCUGCCUGAAGAUGGGGUGUGCCCUCCCCAGGCUGCAAGCAACUGCACCCCCUCAUUUCAGGAGCCUGACCAUCACUGUGGUCCCUGGGCAAGAGGAGGGAGCAGUGUCCUUACCUGCCUG
Molecule: messenger RNA, 2905 nt
Organism: Cyanistes caeruleus (blue tit)
Lineage: Eukaryota; Metazoa; Chordata; Aves; Passeriformes; Paridae
Source: RefSeq, a predicted model, not a curated record